AGUCUCGAAACACUUAGAUAGGGUUUUACAGAGGAAGAAGAUGCCGAGAGAGAUAAUUACGCUGCAGGUUGGACAAUGCGGGAACCAGAUCGGUAUGGAGUUCUGGAAACAGCUUUGCCUCGAGCACGGCAUCAGCAAAGAUGGUAUUCUCGAGGACUUCGCUACUCAGGGAGGUGAUAGAAAAGAUGUGUUUUUUUACCAAGCUGAUGACCAACACUAUAUACCUAGAGCUCUACUUAUUGAUUUGGAGCCUAGAGUUAUCAAUGGCAUUCAGAAUGGUGAAUACCGGAAUCUUUAUAAUCAUGAGAAUAUCUUCCUUUCCGAUCAUGGCGGUGGUGCUGGUAAUAACUGGGCCAGUGGAUAUCACCAAGGGAAAGGUGUUGAAGAGGAAAUCAUGGACAUGAUUGAUCGAGAAGCUGAUGGAAGUGACAGUCUUGAGGGUUUUGUUCUUUGCCACUCUAUUGCUGGAGGCACUGGCUCAGGUAUGGGGUCUUAUUUAUUGGAGACUUUGAAUGAUCGUUAUAGCAAGAAGUUGGUUCAGACAUACAGUGUAUUCCCCAAUCAGAUGGAAACGAGUGACGUUGUUGUCCAGCCAUACAACUCACUGUUGACGCUGAAGCGGCUUACGUUAAAUGCUGAUUGUGUUGUUGUUCUGGACAACACUGCAUUGAAUAGAAUUGCUGUGGAGCGUCUACAUCUGACUAAUCCUACUUUUGCUCAGACGAAUUCUUUGGUGUCAACUGUGAUGUCUGCUAGCACAACAACAUUGCGUUAUCCAGGAUACAUGAAUAAUGACUUGGUUGGCUUGCUUGCAUCUUUGAUCCCAACACCAAGGUGUCACUUCCUCAUGACUGGAUAUACACCAUUGACUGUUGAGCGUCAGGCAAAUGUUAUUCGCAAAACUACUGUGCUGGAUGUUAUGAGGAGACUUCUACAGACAAAGAAUAUCAUGGUUUCGUCUUAUGCUAGAAACAAAGAAGCUAGUCAGGCAAAGUACAUAUCAAUAUUGAAUAUAAUUCAAGGAGAAGUCGAUCCCACUCAGGUGCAUGAGAGUUUGCAGAGGAUACGAGAAAGAAAGCUUGUUAAUUUCAUUGACUGGGGACCUGCAAGCAUACAGGUUGCUCUUUCCAAGAAGUCGCCGUAUGUUCAAACUGCUCAUCGGGUCAGUGGUCUUAUGUUAGCAAGCCACACUAGUAUCAGGCACCUUUUCAGCAGAUGUUUGAGCCAAUAUGACAAAUUGAGGAAGAAGCAAGCUUUUCUUGACAAUUACCGAAAGUUUCCCAUGUUUGCUGACAAUGAUCUUUCAGAGUUUGAUGAAUCAAGGGACAUAAUUGAGAGUUUGGUCGAUGAAUAUAAGGCCUGUGAGUCUCCAGAUUACAUCAAAUGGGGAAUGGAGGACCCUGGACAGCUUAUGACUGGCGAAGGCAAUGCUUCAGGAGUUGUGGAUCCUAACUCUUCCAAUCUUGACUCCGCCACUCAGAAGCCAAGAAUUUCUACCGAAAACCCAGCACCUCCUCCUCACAUAGGCAUAGAUGUCCCCACCACCGGUGACGCUGCUCUGUCUCCGGCGAGAACCGUCAACCAAUUCAAGAAAAUUGCGGCACUGCCACUAGUUUUCCUGAUAUUCUACGAGGUCUCAGGCGGUCCGUUUGGGAUUGAGGAUAGUGUGAAAGCAGCAGGACCAUUGUUAGCCAUUGUUGGAUUCAUCGUCUUCCCGUUCAUAUGGAGUAUCCCUGAAGCACUUAUCACCGCUGAGAUGGGAACAAUGUUCCCUGAGAACGGUGGUUACGUUGUGUGGGUCUCUUCAGCCUUGGGACCUUAUUGGGGUUUUCAACAAGGUUGGGUUAAAUGGCUAAGCGGCGUUAUAGACAACGCUCUUUAUCCGAUUCUUUUCCUCGACUAUCUGAAAUCCGGAAUCCCGAUUCUCGGUAGUGGAAUCCCUCGAGUCGCUGCGAUUUUGGUGUUGACUGUAGCCUUGACUUACUUGUACUACAGGGGUUUAAGCAUUGUCGGUGUAGCAGCUGUUCUUCUCGGCGUUUUCUCGAUCCUUCCGUUUGUGGUGAUGUCUUUCAUGUCGAUUCCAAAGCUUAAGCCUUCGAGAUGGCUUGUGGUUAGCAAGAAGAUGAAAGGUGUUGACUGGAGCUUGUAUCUCAACACACUUUUCUGGAAUCUCAACUAUUGGGAUUCGAUUAGUACUCUUUCGGGCGAAGUGGAAAACCCGACUAAAACGUUACCAAGGGCUCUGUUUUAUGCUCUGGUUCUUGUUGUGCUAUCUUACAUUUUUCCGGUUUUGACCGGGACAGGAGCUAUAGCUCUUGAUCAGAAGCUAUGGACUGACGGGUAUUUCACUGAUAUCGGUAAAGUUAUAGGAGGAGCAUGGUUGGGAUGGUGGAUUCAAGCUGCAGCUGCGACAUCGAACAUGGGAAUGUUUUUGGCUGAAAUGAGCAGUGAUUCUUUUCAACUUCUUGGAAUGGCUGAACGCGGGAUGCUUCCCGAGGUCUUUGCCAAGAGAUCGCGCUACGGAACUCCAUGGGUGGGGAUACUGUUCUCGGCCUCUGGUGUGAUUCUCUUGUCAUGGUUAAGCUUUCAAGAGAUUGUGGCUGCAGAGAAUCUGCUAUACUGUUUUGGAAUGGUUUUGGAAUUUAUUACGUUUGUGAGGUUAAGGAUGAAAUAUCCCGCUGCUUCAAGGCCGUUCAAGAUACCGGUAGGGGUUUUGGGAUCGAUCCUCAUGUGCAUUCCACCAACAGUGUUGAUCGGUGUCAUCAUGGCGUUUACUAACCUGAAAGUUGCAGCGGUGAGCCUUGCAGCAAUAGUGAUUGGGCUUGUGUUGCAACCUUGUCUCAAGCAAGUGGAGAAAAAGGGAUGGCUCAAGUUCUCAACCAGCUCUCACCUACCAAACCUGAUGGAUCUUUUAGUUUAUGAGUGGAAUGAACAAAUUGAGAGUGAAACUGAGACUAGUCGUCCUCUGAUUCUUUCAGAUAAAGACCAACAACAUAUACCACAAGGCAAAGAUUCUUCUGUGCAUGAAAAGAAAGUUCAGAAUCUUAAUGAGCUGGUCCGAGAUCUGAGGAGGCAGUUGUUGCGAUGCAGAAAUGAAAAUCAGGUUGAGUUGACGGAGCUAGAUACUGAGCUUGAUCAGCUGCCGAUAACAGAUCAUGUUUUCGGGCCUACGACGACUACACGCCAUGUCUAUGAUGUUGCUGCUCAGCAUGUUGUUAAUGGUGCUAUGACGGGGAUCAAUGGGGGACCAAAGAUCUCCUGGUAUAAUACCAUUAGCCGUGAAAGAUGCUUUCAGCAUUAUACAAGAGGACAAAAUUUGAGGAACAGAGAAGAUGAGCAGAAAAUUUUAUCUCAAGAGAAGAAAAUUCAGAAUCUUAAUGAGCUGGUCCGAGAUCUGAGGAGGCAGUUGUUGCGAUGCAGAAAUGAAAAUCAGGUUGAGUUGACGGAGCUAGAUACUGAGCUUGAUCAGCUGCUGGUAACAGUUACUUUUGAUGAAUACCUCGAAGCUCGAAAGAAGAAAAUGGAAGAAGCUCUUAGCAGCUUUGAUUUCAAAGAAGUUGCAGCUUCGCUUUCUGAUCCCAUCACACCAACAUUGACUCAACACCAGUCUAGUGGGUUUUCACCACAUGAUUUGUUGGCUGAAUUGUUUGAGAAAAUUAAAACCUUACCCAAAGCUGAAGUCAUCAACACAUUCUUCAGAGCUAUUGCCAUUGCCUUGCUGAGAGGUACCAUAAGGAAAGAUAAAUUGGAGAGAACUAGUGAUACUGGUAAAGCAACUAUCAAAAGAGUUGCUGCAACUCUUGGGAUUGAAAUCAGAGACAAGGGUCAAAAAACGCUUGUUCUAACUAACAAAACUUUGACUUUCUCAAGAAUGAUAGCUCUUUUCCCUCAUUUGGCUAGCCAGCUAAUUAUCUCUAAGGAGAGCCUUUUUGUCAAAAAGUUUGCUUCUUUCAUUAAUGCCAUUAGUUAUCUGCUCAAACUCAUAAGCAUCCUAUUGCUAUGCUUCACUCUGGAUUUGCUGUUCUCUCUUUUGAUCACUCCUCACGAGCAGAGAAGUUUUCAUGCAUUGUACGAGAAUCAGAAAAGAUAUAUCGAGGCUGCUCGGAAAUCUGGAUUGAUUCCUGAUGAAGAUAGGAUCGUUUACCUUUUGGCUUUUGGAUUGUUGUCUUCUGAUAGUCUUGAUAAGAUGUUGAAAGCUGCUGCAAGGGUUUCAACUUUGAGUGGAAGGCAAGAAGAAGCAAGUGUUACAAGAAGCAGCUUUACGAUCGUUGAAGAUCGGGUCAAGAUUGUAAAAGAUGAUGCAAUGUGGGAUGAGCUAUUGAAAAAAGCCAAGAGAAUAGUUGAUGCUUCAAGUUCAAUGAGGUCUCAGGUUGCUGCUGUUGACUCCUUAGAUGGAGUUUGAUUUAAUGAUUUUGCUCCCUUUAGCUUCUUUCUUUUGUUUCGUUUCAUCUGUUUUUAAGUUUAGACCUUUAUUUUCAGUUCUAAAACUCAUUUCUUUAACCAGAUUAAUGUUAAUGUUCUUACACAAUGGAGAGGGUGUCAAACUUAUGUAGGAGUGUUAUCCCAUUCCAUGGUCUUUGGUGGUUGUCACAUUUUCCUCAUUUUAGAUCCUUUUUGAGGCCCUAGAUCACACAUUCU
Arabidopsis arenosa is the source of this 4638-nucleotide messenger RNA. The record is from the annotation of a GenBank genome assembly. NCBI's taxonomy places the organism in Eukaryota, Viridiplantae, Streptophyta, Magnoliopsida, Brassicales, Brassicaceae.